Messenger RNA from Telopea speciosissima, 1114 nucleotides. Its product is annotated as E3 ubiquitin ligase BIG BROTHER-related-like. NCBI's taxonomy places the organism in Eukaryota, Viridiplantae, Streptophyta, Magnoliopsida, Proteales, Proteaceae. The transcript is spliced from 7 exons. Bases 161 to 997 code for a protein of 278 amino acids. The record is from RefSeq and is a predicted model, not a curated record.
UAGAGUGUUUCUUCUAAAUUUCUUGAUACCUAUAUAUAUAUUUCUGAUACAAUACAAUUGAACAUCCCAAGUCUCUCGAUUUGAAUGCUCUGUAUUUCUCUUUUUCAUCACUUUUGCCUGCUAUAUUCUAGGGUUCCCUGCUCCCUCUUGCUCUGAGAUUAUGGACAAUGCCAAGGAAGCUGGCGGUGAAGCAAAAACUAACGAAGAAAACCCUAAUCCUGCGACGGAAGCUGAAGUCGAACCCGAAUCAGAUUUGCCUGCGUCUCGGCAGGCUUCAAGGACGCCAUUCACAAGCCUCAGCCAGGUCGAUGCGGACCUUGCUCUUGCAAGGGCUUUACAGGAACAGGAAAGGGCUUAUAUGAUGUUGAGAAUGAACGGUGAAGCAAGUGAUUAUGGAAGUUCGGAUGCUGGUAGUUUUGUUGAUGAAGAUGAGGAUGAUGAUCAGGACGAGGAUGAAAAUGCUGGGACUGAUGCUGAAGAAGAUGCGUUUGAUGUGCAUGCCCAUGCUGAUGAAGCGGAUGAUGAUCAGGGUAAUGAAUUCGAUAAUGAUGAAGCCUAUGCAAGAGCCCUCCAAGAAGCUGAAGAGAGAGAAUUGGCUGUUCAUUUAAUGUCACUCGCUGGGAUAAAUGACUGGGAGGCAGAAGACACUGAAGACCAUGGUAGUAACUCUCAGGAUACCUGGGAAGAGGUUGAUCCAGACGAGCUUUCAUAUGAGGAAUUGCUUGCAUUGGGUGAAGUAGUUGGAACUGAGAGCAGAGGACUUUCUGCUGAAACCAUUGCCUCUUUGCCUUCAGUUAAUUACAAAGCACAAAGCAGUCCGGAUGGAAGUAAUACAGAUCAGUGUGUAAUUUGCCGUUUGGACUAUGAGGAUGGUGACACCUUGACUGUGCUUUCAUGCAAGCAUUCAUACCACUCAGAAUGCAUAAAUAAUUGGCUUCAAAUAAAUAAGGUAUGCCCUGUUUGCAGUGCCGAGGUCUCCAUUUCUGAAAGCAGGUAGGGAUGACAGAAGUCAAGGGCCACCUCAUUUUAUGUACCUGGGCUUUACUAAACUUGCAGGGCAUGGCUUUUAGUUUUGGAUACUCUACUCUCUUAUGGAAUUAUGUAAUAUGUGCAA